GUGGGUCCAAGCGUAAUCAAUAUUUGCACAGCUAGCUCUCAUGCAAGUGUCUCUCAACUGCCGUCGCGUCUUCAGUGAUUCUAUAAAACAGGUCCAGUUUAGGCUAGCUAAGAGAUCAGUACUGUGAUCUACAAUCUAGAAGUAAUAGAUCGCCCUAGACGUUAUCUUCAAAUAGACUUACCUGGACACAAUAUCAUCAUCUACACAGUGGAGAGGAUCUUUAUUUAUUUGUUAGGAUGGCAAAGACAGAAAGAGAUAUAAAGUGUGUGGUGGUUGGAGAUGGGUCUGUGGGUAAAACAUGUAUGCUCAUCUCUUACACAACCAACUCCUUCCCUGGAGAGUAUGUACCAACCAUUUUUGACAACUACACAGCAAAUGUGUUUGUAGAUGGUCGGCCAAUCAGCCUCGGGUUAUGGGACACAGCUGGACAAGACGAUUACGACAGACUCCGCCCACUCUCGUAUCCAGACACGGACGUCUUUCUAAUUUGCUUCUCUCUAGUCAAUCCCAACUCGUUUUCAAACGUUGCUGACAAAUGGGCCCCUGAGAUUAGUCAUCAUGCACCUGGUGUUCCCAAGAUCCUGGUGGGGACAAAACUGGAUCUUCGUGACAAUCCCGGAGAGUUGGAUAGAUUGAAGUCUCGCAAGCAAGCACCGAUCUCAAAUUCACAGGGCGAUGCUAUGAAGAAAAAGAUUCAAGCCAUAGUGUACAAAGAAUGUUCUGCACUUACUCAAGCUGGACUGAAAGACAUAUUCGAUGAGGCGAUUAAAGUGGUCUUAUUCCCUGCAACACAGGUGAAGAAAAAGUCAGGGUGCAACUUGCUGUGAUAGACAAGUAAAAUUCAAUUGUAAUAGUAUUCUUUUACGCAUACAUACACUAUAUAUAGUUUGUUCUGAAUAAUCAGGACACUUGUUUAGAACCAAUUCUUGAGCAUGUGAACAUUAUACAAAAUGUGUUUUCAUUUUUUAAAUAAGUUGUCUCUAUUUGUGAUGCACUGUCUUUUGAAGUAGAAGCUAAUGUAUGUGUGCUGCAUAUAUCAUUCUGGUUUGUACUGGACACCACACAAUAUAUUUCAUGUUAAUUGCUUCAACCAAACUUUAUUGUCUAUAAUAGCUUAUUUGUAUGCAAUGAUUAUUUUGUGUCGAAAAACCAUUUUCAGGUGAACGUUUGUGAAAUAAAAUAUUGAGACAGCCAA
This is a messenger RNA of Halichondria panicea, 1195 nucleotides long. RefSeq names its product ras-related protein Rac1-like. NCBI's taxonomy places the organism in Eukaryota, Metazoa, Porifera, Demospongiae, Suberitida, Halichondriidae. Gene Ontology annotation, biological process: regulation of cell shape; small GTPase-mediated signal transduction; cortical cytoskeleton organization. The transcript has 3 exons. Gene Ontology annotation, cellular component: cytoskeleton; cell projection; cytoplasmic vesicle. Gene Ontology annotation, molecular function: GTPase activity; GTP binding; protein kinase binding. The record is from RefSeq and is a predicted model, not a curated record. Bases 237 to 827 code for a protein of 196 amino acids.